AGUUUGUAUUGAAUAGAAAAUAUCUUAAAAUCGAUGUCAGACAUUUUAAAAAUCGCUGGCACAAAAGAAGAAAUCGGACAGAACGGUGUGAAUUUACAAGUACGCGGAUCCCAUUUGGAUAACAUGGCCUAGACAGUAAGCCUAUAGUAUACCUUCAAUUAUGGAGUAAUAUACUGUUUGGAUCUGUGCAUAUUUGUCUUAAUAUUCUCCUGGAGAAAGCAUUUGCAGCUGACAGAAACUUCACCACCUGCUCCAAGGACGGGGUAUCAAGAACUGCACACAAAAUCGCGCCAGCACCCAGUGCUGUCGGUCAGGCUGUAGCCUCCGGCCACAUGCCAUGCCGCGCUGAAGUCCUACCACGCUGCACGGACAGUGCCUCCAACAAAUGUGGCCCAAUCAAGGCGACAUCUCCGUAUUCGACCAACUACGCUACAUGCUGUGAUUCCAUCCACCCCAACUGAACACAUGGAACCGACCAUUGGUACGAUCAUUGGUGUAUCUGUCGGCGUGUUUGUCUUCGUGCUUAUGGUGGCGCUAGUGCCGCUGUUCGUCAUGUGCUAUGCUGCUGCCAAGACGGACAAAUUGAGGCGCAAAAACAGAAUAGGUGUUAUUGCCCGACCCCCGCCGUACAGUGAGGUAGCCCGGCCGACCAGUCCCCCGCCAGCCUACAGACCACCGACCCGCGGCCGGGCGGGGGCUGAGAUCUUUACAAUCCAUGCUCCACCGGAUUAUCGAUGGACACCUCUACCCGGAGAAAUGCCACAAGUUUUAUGAGCCAUACAUAUAUAUAUUUCAUGAGCUCGAUACAUAAGUAUGAAUGAGAAUAUACAAUACAUUAAUCUUCCUGUCGCAGGUUGUAAAAUAGAGCGCUACUGGCGUUUGAACGAUACUGGAAAAUCAGUCAUGACGGAUAUAUUUUCGAAGCAAUUCAGGAAGUUAGUCUCACCGUUUCUAUUAAAAGGUGACGUGUGAAGUUAAAUUUAAAAGUUGUACAUAGAAAUAUAGGUGUGUAUUUAUCUGCGAAUCCGCCAGUUGACGAGGAAGCAGGUUAAAGAGAUACAUGUACAUUGGUCGCUAACAGUGUCGGUAUAGUCACAAGCCUAGCGGCGGUAAUCGUUCACAGAUUAAGAGCAUGCAGGGUGCAGGUAGUGGAAAUGGUUUAUAGAUAUUGUAUAGCACUAAUUAACAUGGAAAUAAAUGCAAAGUUU
This is a messenger RNA of Lineus longissimus, 1208 nucleotides long. RefSeq lists its product as uncharacterized. Bases 466 to 774 code for a protein of 102 amino acids. The record is from RefSeq and is a predicted model, not a curated record. NCBI's taxonomy places the organism in Eukaryota, Metazoa, Nemertea, Pilidiophora, Heteronemertea, Lineidae. The transcript is spliced from 5 exons.